CAAGCCUCGCGAGAGCCGGAGGCCCCGCCGCCCCGGGUGACGCCCUCGGCUCGGCCGUCACGGAGCCCGGUGAGGGGCAGGAGGGAGGAUGGCGGCGGCAGGGUGGCGGCUGCUGGCGGCGGCGGCGGCUUACUCGGGGCGGGCGGGCCGGUGCGGCCUGCACCGCAGCCCGGCCGCGUCGCUUGUGCCCUCCCGGAGCGCCACCGUCACCCGCAGCGGCGCCAUUUUGCCCAAGCCGGUUAAGACGCCCUUCGGCCUCCUCAGAGUGUUCAGUGUUGUGAUCCCUUUCCUCUACGUUGGGACUCAGAUCAGUAAGAACUUUGCAGCCUUACUUGAAGAACAUGAUAUCUUUGUCCCAGAGGAUGACGACGAUGAUGAUUAAAGGAACUGUAAUGGAAGAACAGAAGGGAGAAAACCAUCGACAAAGCAAUGGUUCCAACAUCUGUCACCUGUGUUUCAUCCUUCCUGAACAGGACAGGGGGCUCUGCAUCCCCUUUGCCACUGAGCGUCCUGCACAUGUCUGUAUGACAGAAACCUGUCCAUCAGGGUUGAAGGAAGUGCUUGAUAGGCCCUGCAUCCUUGCACACACACACUCACCUCAUCAAAGACUGCUUGGGAUUCCUUUCAUUAGCAAUAUGGGAAACAAUUAAAGAUUAAGAGAUUGAGAUUAA
Messenger RNA from Phalacrocorax carbo (great cormorant), 671 nucleotides. The record is from RefSeq and is a predicted model, not a curated record. Lineage: Eukaryota; Metazoa; Chordata; Aves; Suliformes; Phalacrocoracidae.